Messenger RNA from Lipotes vexillifer (Yangtze River dolphin), 1517 nucleotides. It is a transcript of the gene NUCB2, whose product is annotated as nucleobindin 2. Gene Ontology annotation, molecular function: calcium ion binding. The transcript has 13 exons. The record is from RefSeq and is a predicted model, not a curated record. Gene Ontology annotation, cellular component: endoplasmic reticulum-Golgi intermediate compartment; extracellular exosome. Lineage: Eukaryota; Metazoa; Chordata; Mammalia; Artiodactyla; Lipotidae. The coding region runs from base 155 to 1417 and encodes 420 amino acids.
AGAACCUGUUAAGAGUCAGUUCUUGCGAAAAAACAUUGAGCCAGGAGCCAGACCCACCUCUUCACUAACUGAUCUUGUGCAAGUCAUCUUACCUCUCUGGAUCUCAGUUGCCUGAUCUGUAAAAAGGAGAUAAAAAUUCUUUACCUGUUUGAAGAUGAAGUGGAGGACCAUCCUACUACAAUAUUGUUUUCUCUUGGUUACAUGUAUACUUACUGCUCUUGAAGCUGUGCCUAUAGACAUAGACAAGACAAAAGUAGAAAAUGCUCAACCUGUGGACAGUGCAAAGAUAGAACCACCAGAUACUGGACUUUAUUAUGAUGAAUACCUCAAGCAAGUGAUUGAUGUGCUGGAAACAGAUAAUCAUUUCAGAGAAAAGCUCCAGAAAGCAGACAUAGAGGAAAUAAAGAGUGGGAGGCUAAGCAAAGAACUGGAUUUAGUAAGUCACCAUGUGAGGACAAAACUUGAUGAACUGAAAAGGCAAGAAGUGGCAAGGUUAAGAAUGCUGAUUAAAGCUAAAUUGGAUUCCCUUCAAGAUACAGGCAUAGACCACCAUGCUCUUCUAAAGCAAUUUGAUCAUCUAAAUCACCUGAAUCCUGAGAAGUUUGAAUCUACAGAUUUAGAUAUGCUAAUCAAAGCGGCUACAAGUGAUCUGGAACACUAUGAUAAAGCUCGACAUGAAGAAUUUAAAAAAUAUGAAAUGAUGAAGGAACAUGAAAGGAGAGAAUAUUUAAAAACACUGAAUGAAGAGAAGAGAAAAGAAGAAGAAUCUAAAUUUGAGGAAAUGAAGAGAAAGCAUGAAAAUCAUCCCAAAGUUAAUCAUCCGGGAAGCAAAGAUCAACUAAAAGAAGUGUGGGAAGAGACUGAUGGAUUGGAUCCUAAUGACUUUGACCCCAAGACAUUUUUCAAAUUACAUGAUGUCAAUAGUGAUGGCUUCCUAGAUGAACAAGAAUUAGAAGCCCUAUUUACUAAAGAGUUGGAGAAAGUAUAUGACCCCAAAAACGAAGAGGAUGAUAUGGUAGAAAUGGAGGAAGAAAGGCUUAGAAUGAGGGAACAUGUAAUGAAUGAGGUUGAUACUAACAAAGACCGAUUGGUGACUCUAGAAGAGUUUUUGAAAGCUACAGAAAAAAAGGAAUUCUUGGAGCCAGAUAGCUGGGAGACAUUGGAUCAACAACAGUUCUUCACAGAGGAAGAACUGAAGGAAUAUGAAAACCUUAUCUCCAUACAAGAAACUGAACUUAAGAAAAAGGCAGAUGAGCUUCAGAAACAAAAAGAAGAGCUACAACGUCAGCAUGACCAACUUGAGGCUCAGAAGCUGGAAUACCAUCAGGUUUUACGGCAGAUGGAACAAAAAAAAUUACAACAAGAAAUUUCCCCAUCAGUGCCUGGUGGAGAAUCAAAGAUCCAGCCACGCAUUUAAAGUCCAAAGUCCACCAGAACUUAGAAUAAAAUUGUUACAUCAUCAUGUGUGUCAUCUUUUUACCUCCCUUCCAUUUCCUCUGCUCAGUAAAUAUUUUAAA